AUAAGUGGCCAAAUAACUCAUCUCUAUUACAAUUACAAGGCCAUGAAUGAUUAAGAGACUUAUAUAUAUAGAUACAAAUGAAGCUUCAACAGCACAAACUUUUUGUGAGAAGCUUAAAAUGACUAAACAGUUGGAUUCCCUCAUGGGGAAAAUGAAAGGUUUAAGCCUUCUACCUCUUGGUGGUUGCUUUGAUAGCUGCUAUGAUCAGACACAAACCCAUGGAUUAGGGACAAGGAUUUGGAACCUCAGUGAUAGGCCAGUGGAACUACAAAUAAGGGUUGGAUCAAUACUCAAGAAAGUUCAUAUUUUGAAGCCAGGGUCUUCAAAGAGAGUGAAAAGUAAACGCAUAUAUAAGACGUAUAUGCCUAGUAGAAGUGGAAGCAAUAAUGUGGGAAUGAAGAGUUUAUUGUAUUACUAUGAUGAAACUUGUCACCCUUAUAUAUGGAUUCAUGAUAUUGGGGGUGAUUCCUUAAGGAUGGUAAAGCAACAGUAUAUAAGUCUUGAAGAUUUGAAGGUGUCUUCUGAGAUUAAGAUCUUAAGGGAUCAACAUAAAGGUUGCAUUUCAGUUUGUAAGAGAAUUAGGCCUGAUUUCUGUUGAAUAUGAAUGUAAUUAACUUCUUUUCUAGCUUGUUUGUUAUCAUGGGUGAGAAAUAACGUUUUUAUUUCUUGCUUUUGUAUUUUGCUUUAUUGGGUGUGUUAUGAAUUGCAGAACAAUCCCAUUCAUUAUUAUGCUUAA
This is a messenger RNA of Trifolium pratense (red clover), 736 nucleotides long. RefSeq lists its product as uncharacterized. The record is from RefSeq and is a predicted model, not a curated record. Lineage: Eukaryota; Viridiplantae; Streptophyta; Magnoliopsida; Fabales; Fabaceae. Bases 47 to 598 code for a protein of 183 amino acids. The transcript has a single exon.